Messenger RNA from Trypanosoma grayi, 492 nucleotides. RefSeq names its product 60S ribosomal protein L2. NCBI's taxonomy places the organism in Eukaryota, Euglenozoa, Kinetoplastea, Trypanosomatida, Trypanosomatidae. Gene Ontology annotation, cellular component: cytosolic large ribosomal subunit; ribosome. The record is from RefSeq and is a predicted model, not a curated record. Gene Ontology annotation, molecular function: RNA binding; structural constituent of ribosome. Gene Ontology annotation, biological process: cytoplasmic translation. The transcript has a single exon. The annotation marks the transcript as partial.
AUGAAUGCACGUGAAAUGGCUCUUUCGGGUUUCUCUUUGCACUGCUGCUGUUGCGUCUUGGUCUUUUCGCUAUUGCUAUUUCUAUUUCGCUUUCUCUCUCUCUCUCUCUCCCUCCCCCUCUCUCCUUCCUCGCAUUGCCAUCAUUACUAUUCUUGCCGCCGCGGCUGCAGGGACACACGAAAGAACAGACAACAGAGGCACACCUCUCAAGAAAGUCGCCAACCAUACAAGAUGGGAAAGACUGUGCUGACAUGCCGUAAGGGCAACGGGUCCAUCUACCAGCUGCACGGCCACAAGCGCCUCGGCCCCGCGAAGCUGCGCAUUCUCGACUACGCUGAGCGCCACGGCUUCAUGCGCGGCGUCGUCAAGACGAUCGAGCACGAGGCUGGCCGUGGGGCGCCGCUCGCCCGCGUGGAGUUCCGCCACCCCUACAAGUACCGCCGCGUGAAGGAGCUGAUGGUGGCGCCGGAAGGCAUGUUCACCGGCCAGUCC